This is a messenger RNA of Gadus chalcogrammus (walleye pollock), 3065 nucleotides long. RefSeq names its product calcium binding protein 39 (gene cab39). Gene Ontology annotation, biological process: intracellular signal transduction. The record is from RefSeq and is a predicted model, not a curated record. The transcript has 9 exons. Bases 1997 to 3022 code for a protein of 341 amino acids. Gene Ontology annotation, molecular function: protein serine/threonine kinase activator activity. NCBI's taxonomy places the organism in Eukaryota, Metazoa, Chordata, Actinopteri, Gadiformes, Gadidae.
AGCAGGGGCGGUGCUGUGUCUCUUUCCACUCCGUGGUGGCCAGCUCAUGACGCUGUCGGGUUGCAACAUGUUUUUUUAGUAAUAAGUUAUGCAAUGGUUAAAUUUAGUUUUGAAGUCAAGGUAUUAUAUAAUAGUCUUAUUCACAACCCAGACUUAUUCAUGACAUAGGGUUGCCAGCGAUCACGUCGUCGUUGUGCUGUAUGUAUUUUCCGUAUAUUCAGAUUCAAUGAUUGCUAGAUCUGGUGGAUUGUGUUGGCUGGCUGGUCUUGAACCUGACCAUACGUCGUGCCCUCCCCUGGCUACGUCAUUGAUACCAAAACGGGUCAUGAACAAGAGAAGCGGCGUGGCUCCCUGCCUGCUGGAUACAUUAACAGGCAUUAGCCUGUGUAGAAGGGGUAUUUGGCCACCUGGAGAAGUUUAAAGGUAGCCUGGUCCUACCAGACUCUCGUACAUCAUUUCAUUUGCACAGAGAGUCUGGACCCACUCAAUUGACUAACGUUAACUCACUUGAAGGCGAGUGUCUGUUGAAGUUUAAAACUAUUGGAUCUACACAGUGCAACUCUGGAUGUGCCAUAACCAAUUGUUAACGUUUGGUCGUGACGUAUGUCAUGCGCCGUGACCGGCCGGGAAUCAUGUUGCGCGCAGUCUGUAAACAUCCAAACACCUUGCGUGAAGAUGUCCGUCCACGAGAGCUGACUUUAACGUCAUUGUUCUCAGCCACUCCCUCUGUGCCCUGAUUGGACGCACACAUUUUGGAUGGAGAAAACCUGCGAAUAUACCAAACCCAGACCAGACGUAGUACUGAAGGGAAAUUGAGUGGAAGUACUUUAGUUUAAAGGUACUGCGGCCUCACUUUAUAGCUUGCUUUUCUUUGAGACCUUUUCUUGGAGAACAUUUGCACAAUAUUUAUUUUUGACUUUGAUUCCACCAUUAUCAAGCCCUUUCACCUCUUAACCUAGCGACAAACUCAUAAUCUCACCUCGUUCUUGAUGACUCUCUGAUUAGUCGGAAUGGUAUUGAUAAGAUGGCCGCACCCUGGGCCAGAGGGCCUCUGUAUCUGCUACUUAACAGAUGUGAGAAGGGCCUGCUCUCUGGCCUCUAUAGGCCAUAUGUAUGUAUACUAUGCAUGCAGGGUGUCCGAUAAGGACCCCUGUGAAGGAAGCAAAUGCACCGGGUGGUGUGAGCAGCUGACCGGGACGUCUAGUAUAGUAGGCUUAUGUUUUGGUGGCCAAUGCCAUGCCAAAGCCACAAGGACAGAUUUUGUAGUUGUUUUUGAUCCAGAGUCGUGGCUGGACCUUUUAGUUUUGUUUGGAGCAGUCACACACAAAGGGUGUGUUUUUAACAGAGCAGCAUGAGCCAUGAGUUUAUUCAUUGAGGGAAUAUGUUUACUAAGCUACAAUGUCGGGAAGAGUCCUGUCCAAAGCAACACACCCAUUUGGUCGAGGCCUGUGUGACUCUGAACACGGGGUAGUUUAUCAUUAACUAACAACGAGCAGUCGGCUCUGAACUGUUGCUCAACACACUGAGCCUCUUUGAAAAGCUUGUUGUGGUUGGCCUGAUAAUCACUCAAACACAGGAAUAGAUUCAUACCCUUUAAAGCAAAUUAACCACCACCUGGCUACCAAGCUUUUUCUAAUGACACUAGUUUUUGUAUAUUGAUUUAAAAUCAAAUGGUUUUCAAUCAGGCCUAGGCUUAUUAAUGGAUAUCCUGUCGCCUUCUGUCUGGACAUGUCAUUGUUUAUCUCUGAAACAUGACGUUGCUCACUAACAUGAGUCACUGCCUUUUUAUUUGGUCAUCACCUGACUGUGUGUUCGGUCCCCCGUCACGGCAGAAACCCGUUCAAAACAAUUCUUGUCUAUUCACAGUCUUCAUGGAACAGCACUGGCGAUAGGCCGCUGGAUAGUUGGCAAUUAGCAUUACUCUGUGUUCAUAUCACUGGACUCAUUCUCUACUGGACAGUGCGCUGCGCCUGGUCGCCCCUGGUUACCCUCCACCAUGCCUUUCCCCUUCGGCAAGUCCCACAAGUCGCCUGCGGACAUCGUGAAGAACCUGAAGGAUAGCAUGGCGGUGCUGGAGAAGCACGACAUCUCGGACAAGAAAGCCGAGAAGGCCACGGAGGAGGUGUCCAAGAGCCUGGUGGCCAUGAAGGAGAUCCUAUACGGCACCAAUGAGAAGGAGCCCCAGACAGAGGCGGUGGCCCAGCUGGCCCAGGAGCUGUACAACAGCGGGCUGCUCAGCACCCUGAUCGCUGACCUGCAGCUCAUCGACUUUGAGGGUAAGAAGGACGUGGCUCAGAUCUUCAACAACAUCCUGAGGCGCCAGAUCGGCACUCGGACGCCCACCGUGGAGUACCUCUGCACCCAGCAGAACAUCCUCUUCAUGCUGCUCAAGGGGUACGAGUCCCCGGAGAUCGCCCUGAACUGCGGCAUCAUGCUGAGGGAGUGCGUGCGGCACGAGCCGCUGGCCAAGAUCACACUGUGGUCGGAGCAGUUCUACGACUUCUUCAGAUAUGUGGAGAUGUCCACGUUCGACAUCGCCUCAGACGCAUUCGCCACUUUCAAAGACCUACUCACGAGACACAAGCUACUAAGCGCCGAGUUCCUGGAGCAACAUUACGACAAGUUUUUCAGCGAAUACGAGAAGUUGCUCCACUCUGAAAACUAUGUGACCAAAAGGCAAUCUCUCAAGCUACUUGGGGAGCUGCUUCUCGACCGGCACAACUUCACCAUCAUGACGAAAUACAUCAGCAAGCCGGAGAACCUCAAGCUCAUGAUGAACCUCCUGCGAGACAAGAGCCGCAACAUCCAGUUCGAAGCCUUCCACGUCUUCAAGGUGUUUGUGGCCAACCCAAACAAGACGCAGCCCAUCCUUGACAUCCUGCUGAAGAACCAGACCAAGCUCAUCGAGUUCCUCAGCAAGUUCCAGAACGACCGGACGGAAGACGAACAGUUCAACGACGAGAAGACCUACCUGGUCAAACAGAUCCGGGACCUGAAGCGGCCCGUCCCCCAGGAGGCCUGAGGGGAGUCUGGGGGGUGGGCGGCUGAGAGAGUUGAUGGGAGGA